AUGAAGUCCCCACGUGCCGUCAAUCGAAAGCACGUACGCUACACACCUAACAGCGCCCAGAAGGGCCGCGGAAAAGCUGCUGCCUCGACAGCUGCCUCCCGAAGAGCUAUCCGCCAAACAUUGGUCAACCUUAACCAAUAUGCCAUCAAAGCCGCCAUCGUCUUCAACCAGUUCGACCUGAAAAUCUCCGAACACUCGAAAAAACCAGAGCAUACAUUGAAAUUGAUGUAUGUGGGGUACUGUCCACUCUGCGAGCAGUACUUUGAGGGAAAUGGGGAUAUUCUGACAUGUCAGCCGUGCCUGGAGCAGCUCGCGGAGAAGUCGAGGAAAGCUGCGCAGAAAAAGGCCGAAAAGGAUGCUCAGUUGAAUCUGAAGAAGGAGGCUGAGCAGAAGAGGAAACAAGCAAAACAAGCCAAGAAGCUGGCUGAUGAAGCUCAUAAGCCGAAGGUUGAUGCCAAGCUUGAAGCUGCGACCUACGUCCCUCCCACAGUUGUUGUCGAAGAAUCUGCACCGAUCAAAAAGGAAGAAUCAAAGAAGAACAAGAAGUCCACCAAGAAGCCAGAGCCCGCAGUGGAGGAGGUUGUCGAAAAGAAAGAAGUCAAGGUCGCCGAAAAAGCCCCAGAGCCCGAAAAGAAGUCAAAGAAGAAGGAAUCUAAGAAGUCCGAAUCUGACAAGGCCGAGGUGAAGCUCGUCGAACCCACUCCUACCCCGAAGAACACCCCGGUUGACACUCCGAAAGAGCAGCCGGCCACGCCUGCCGAGCCCGACCUUGAGCACCAGGAAGCUGUUGUCGAGCAAAUCGAAGAGCCGAAAUCCAAGUCGAAGAAGGGCAAGAAGGACAAGAAGCAUGUCGAGCCUGUAGCUGAAAAAGUUGAAGCCCCUGUCGUUGAAGAGCCAGUUGUUGAAGAACCUGUUGCCGUGAAAGCUGUUGAACAACAACAACAACAACCUGCACCUGAAGUCCAUGAGGAAUCCUUUUCCGGUGGAAAUAACGUAAGUUACACCGAACCUGUCGUGUCUAGUUCUGAUCUGGACCUCGAGGCUUCCAAUCCGGCCAAAAACCCAAAAUUGCAAGAAAACCUUGACGACGCUGGGGUGAGCACUGUCAAGCACUGGCAGAUGCCAACAAUGCAGCUCAACCAGAAUGAAUAUGCAAAAUUCUCUCCCUCCCCUGAACGUGAACAGUCGCCUAAGGCUGAGGCACCUAUCGAUAUUUGGGAAGAAUUCGCCUCCGGAAAGCCGUUAUUCAAAGAUGAAGCGCCGGUCGAACAGGCCCCCGUAAUUGAGACAACCAAAGAAGAGGCCCCCACUAUUGACAUUUGGGAAGAAUUUGCCUCGGGUAAGCCCCUGUUCAAAGAAGAUAAACCGGUUGAAGAGGAACCUGUAGUUCAAAAGCAAGUGGUCGAAGCACAACAAACCGCUCCAGCUGAACCUACCAUUGAUAUCUGGGAGGAGUUCGCUUCUGGAAAGCCGCUUUUCGAGGAGGAGGAGAAACCGGCAGAAGCUGCUAAAGCUGUGCCGGUUAUGGAGACGCUGAAGCAAGAAAACGAAGCGCAAGUUGAAGAAGCACCAAAGGCUGAAAAGGCCAGCAAGAACAAAAAGAACAAGAAUAAGAAGGGCCGAAAGGAAAGUGAGAGCAAAGAAGAGCUCGUGCCCGACAACAAGCCUGUCUUUGAGAAAGUUGUUGUGGAGGUACAGGAAAACGCUCCUGAGGAAAAGCCAGUUGAUAUCUGGGAAGAGUUUGCCUCCGGCAAGCCCUUAUUCAAGGAGGAUGCUCCAUCAGCAGUAUUCAAUCCUGUUGAGGAAUCGACCAAUGGCGCAGUUCCAUCGGAAAAACCUGUGGACAUUUGGGAAGAGUUUGCUUCCGGAAAACCGUUGUUCAAGGAAGAUGAAAAACCGGAAGAAACCAACCAACAACAAACUGAGGAAACGGCGACUGUCGAAAUCCCCGCCGAAGCACCAAUCGAUAUUUGGGAAGAGUUCGCGUCCGGAAAACCGCUUUUCAAAGACGAUGCUGAUACUACUACCUCAGAGCAGAAGGUCGAAGCAGCAGGAGAUAUCUGGGAAGAAUUCGCUUCUGGAAAGCCACUAUUCAAGGAAGAUAAACCCCAAGAGCAAGAAGUCGUUCCGUCCCCAGAAGCUGAAAAGCCACAAGAACUUGAUUACGCCACUGAAACCCAACAACAGCCCCAAGCCAGUGGCAAAGCCAAGGACAACAAGAAAUCGAAGAAUAAGAAGAACAAGAAACACAGCGAAUCGCAUGACGAGGUGAAGAAGGUCGAGUCUGAGGUGGAGAAGCCUGUUGUGCAAGCCGCCGAGCCUGUGGAGAUCAAAAUCGAUGAUAAAGAGAACAAGCACACCGAGUCCAAGAAGAACAAGAAGAACAAGAAGUCGAGCGAGUCCCAGGAUUCUGGAAUCACCGUCGAAUCGGAGGCUGCGCCAAUCUCGCCGGCCAAUUUGGGCCAUAUCGAGGCCGAGGAUUCGGAAGUGAAGGCUGCCCCUACCCAAGCCGCGGAAGCACCCGUUGACAUCUGGGAAGAGUUCGCAAGCGGAAAGCCGCUUUUCAAGGAGGAGACCAAGACCGCAGAGGCUGAGGAAGAAGUUCCGGAGGAGCUGCUACAGAAAGCUGAGGAGACCAUCAAGGCUAGCCAGAAGCUGUGGGAAGAUGAGGAAAAGCGCGAGACCUCCGCCAAGCCUGAGACUCCUGCUGAACACGUGGAGAUUCUUGAUCAGGCACGUGCUCAAGCCAUCGUCGCCCCUGAGAGCAAGACCGAGGCAUUCUACUCCACGGAAGAUGAGCCCGACCAACCUGCCACCUCGGUGCAUAUGGCUGAGAGUAUCGAAACGAGGCUCAUCUAUGCUGGUGAAGACGAGCCCGAACCCCAGCCCUCCAAGGAAGCAUCGAAAUCCAAGAAAAACAAGAAGCACCGCAAAUCCGAAUCCGAACAUAACAACAAUGCCACGAAAUCGCAAUCCCCGACCGAAGCGAAGCCAGCCCCAGAGGAGCUGAAAUACGAGGAACCCGUCAAGGUUGAAGAAACCAAGCCAAAGGAAAAUGGUGGCAGCAGCAAGAACAAGAAGAACAAGAACAAGAAGGGCAAGACGGUCAGCGAGUCCGAAAGCCCGGUCGUGAAGGUAGAGAAGGCUGAGCCUGUCAACCCCGAACCCGUGACGGUUGCCGAGCCUGUUGUUGAGGCCCCAAAACCUAAGGAGAAAUCCGUAACUCCCCCUGCUGCGCCUGCCCCGACUAACGGCUCCUCAAAGAACAAGAAAAAGAAGGGAAAGCAUGAUAAGGAAACGAAGGAAGUUCCUCAGGCCGAGGUUGUUGUCGAAAAUGGAGAAUCAAAGCAAAAUGGAGUGUAUAACCCAGCCGAUGAAGGACAACACCAGAUUGGAGAGGAAUUGGUUACUAAGAAGCUUGAGAACGGGGCCCAUGCUACCAAUGGUACUAACGAAAAAGUAACUGAAGAAGGCUUCCAAGAGCCAAAGGGCAAGAAGAACCGCAAGAAGAACAAGAGCCGAUCCAGCGAAUCUCAUGAAUCCCCGGAAUCGAACAAGUUGGAAAAUGCUGAAGUUAUCCAUGAGAUUUCUUACGAAAAGGAUAUGGAUAAGGAGGGAACAAGCCACACUGAAGAGACCCAGCAGCCAGCAUCCGUCAAUAAUGUUCACACUAGCUCCCAGGAAUCGAACGGACAAAAGAUCACUCGUGACAACAUCACUGCCACCUACGAAUUGGACCCAUCUGCCGUGCAGUCCCCCACCAACUUCUCACUCCACGUCCAGAAACUUGUCGAAAACGCCCUCGCCGCCUCCGAACUGAAAAAUGCCGACCCGAGCGCCAAACUCUCCGUCCAGGCCAAACUCCUGCGAUUGAAAGAGAAGAGCGAAGUCCCGCUUGUCACCUACCAACCCCGCACUCUCACCCCAUUGGCUUUCGAGCGUCAACGCACUGUGUAUGUUGCCCCGGUCCCUCGUGAGCGUGCCUACAAACUGUUGCCGAGGGAUGUUCUGCUCUGCUCGCACAUGAUUGAUACCCACGGAGAGGAUUAUGAGGGUAUGUCGAAGGACCCAAAGAACGUCUACAGGGAUACCGCUCGUGGAUUGCAGCGGAAAUUGCGUGUUUUCAAGGAAUCCCCGCAUUUUGCUACCUACCAGAAGGCAAAGGACACUGGCCGCACCGUACAAGAAAUUCUCGAUGAGGAGGCCGCCGCCGCUACCCCCGUGGCUGCUACCGCC
This is a messenger RNA of Mesorhabditis spiculigera, 4236 nucleotides long. Lineage: Eukaryota; Metazoa; Nematoda; Chromadorea; Rhabditida; Rhabditidae. The record is from the annotation of a GenBank genome assembly.